Molecule: messenger RNA, 2437 nt
Organism: Lingula anatina
Lineage: Eukaryota; Metazoa; Brachiopoda; Lingulata; Lingulida; Lingulidae
Molecular function (GO): protein binding
Source: RefSeq, a predicted model, not a curated record
AAUGAUUGCAUGCAGAAUUUUUUAUCAGUCACUGAAACGCAAAAUCUGUGUUAAAUAAAAGUUUUGUUUACUUAUUGGAUAUCUUAUUUCAUACCGUUGAGCUGAUGUAUCGAUGACAAGUGGAUGUUCUUUUUUCGGUUAUUUUGGCUGGGCUGUUGGUCUACAGUGCUCUAUUUUUGGUUAAUAUACACUAACCCUUUGAGCUGAGAGAUUAAAUUUGCGCAGUUCUGUAUCAUCGGAAUAUUGCUUGUGAAGCAAUACACUAAUCAAACAAAGAAUCGGCAUCAUAUACAGAUAACACGCAGAAGAUGGGCUUACCAGGAAGAAAACGAAAAAAUACACCAACAAAAAUUUCAUUAGAGAAAAUAGAGAGGGAUAAAGCUAUAAAUCCAGAAACUGGAAAAGCCUUCAAAUUUGAACCAAUCAUACAGACUAGACAUGCCAAGGCAGUCCAAGAUGGAACAGCAGGUGUCUCUGAAACAGCUCCUAAGCCAAGGGCUGCCUCACCCGAUAUCACUCCUAAGAAUAUUCCACAGGCCAAAAAAGACAAGACCUGGCAAUCCCAAGGCAGAGUUCCUGUUCCAGUAGAUGCUGUUGCUUAUUAUGAAAAGAAAUUUAAUUGCACUGUCAGUUACAAAAGUGACAGUGGCAAAGCCAAGAAUAGUAAAGACAAUGUCAAGCAUGUCAGUGCCAGGAAUGCCAAGGCCACGAAUGCCAAGGCCACUAAACCUGCACAAGUCUUCAAGUUUAUUGUCCCAGAUUUUGAUGGCAUUGUAAAGUCACCAGAUAGCAAUAGUGAGACAAGAAGCCCAGCUAAAAGUCAGUUAAAGACAAACAACUCCACUGAAGCUGUCCAAGAUUCUGACGAUGAAGGAGUUGACACAAGCGGUCAAGAUGGCAGUCCAGACACUACAUCUGACUGGACUGAGUCCACUCCUGCUGCACAGAAGCCACAGCCAAUGUCCCAGUGUGGUGGCGUUGGUGACAGUCGGCCACAAUUAAUGGUCAAGAAUGUGUCGCUCUCUAAGAACAUCGGUCGUGGUUGCUCAGUGGUUAUUGAGAAGAUGUCUACAGCCAUGCAGGGAGACGGUAGGGGUAAGCAGGGUGAUCCCAGUGUGCCCCACAAAACACAAUUGCCAUCUGCCUCAGCUAGCGCAAUGAUGUCACAGCCAAAUCUUCCUGCCAGCCGGAGCCAGCCAUUGCCGUCAACGUCACCAGUGUCCCCUGUUAAAGUAAUCAGCAAAGAUUCCAAAGUGGUGUGGCGCUAUUGUGCAAAGACUGCACAAAUGAUGGGCAAGGUGGACAGUCCAAGGUUGACCACCUUUGUUGCAGAAGGGACCCACGGGUUGCACAGUCCUCAGUAUAUCGUCCAGAAUAACACCACAGCAGUCCAGUCACUGAGGAAAGCCUUUGCCAGUCUGCCCGGGGGCCUGAUGUUGGGGGUGACAGCCCCUGAGCAUGGCCUCAGUGUUAUUACCAGGGAUUCUGUAAAGAUGUUCACCCAGUUUGGGCCCCUGGAGGGAGUUCCUGUUGCAGAUCACUUGAUUCUGCCCAAAACUGAUCUGAGGCAUGUCUGGAUAAUAGAAGACAGAAAAACAAAAAUGGAUCCCCAUGAUCGCCAUUUCAUCAGUACCUCAUCUGAAGAUGAAAGCAACUGGUGCAGAUAUUUACGCUACAAUGAAAUCAACCCCAAUCUCGAAGCAGUUGUGCAAGAUGGGAGACUGUACUUCGUAUCAACACGCGAUAUAGAACCAUUAGAGGAGCUCACUUUUUUCCAGAAUAUCCCACUUCCGAAAGAGGACUCCCCAGCUGAUUCUGUUCAGUACACCGGUGACAGUUCUGGGCACAUUGUUUGUGUGGGUUGUGAUGGCAACAAGGCACUGUAUCCAGCCAAUCAGUACUGGCCUUACUUGAAGCAUGUCUCAGUAUUUCACCCAGUGACAUUAGCCUAUAAGAGGAGGUUUUGCACUCGGUGUGGGGCUGUGAUGAGGAGUGCUGAUGAAUUCAAAAGACAUCAGAAAUCUCACUCUAGGUGACUUCAUUUAUCCUGAAAGGAGAUAACUUUAAUAUGUUUUUAAUGUUUAUCAGUUGUACAGAGCACAAGACUAAGUGUGUUUUAUGUCAGGAGGUUUACUGCUUUAAAAGUAACAUUCUAAUAAGACGUUGAUAUAAACAAUGAGUUGAAAAAAGGUUUUACGACAAGAGCAAAAGAAAGAUGAGAAAAACAAAAUCAGAAAAAAAGAACAAACUGAAAACAUUGCAGAUGAAAAAUUUUGAUAAUAGCUGCAAUGAACGUGAAAUGCCAAGUACAAAGUUAUUAUUAUUAUUAUCAUUUGUUUAUUUAUUUAUAUUUUUGCUCAUCAAAAUUUAAGCUAUUGAUAGGGAUUUGUAGGAUUUACUUAAUAUACUUAAAAUAAAUUGGUCAUUUUCCACAAAG